Messenger RNA from Cylas formicarius (sweet potato weevil), 1411 nucleotides. RefSeq names its product ras-related protein Rab-9A (gene Rab9). Bases 304 to 951 code for a protein of 215 amino acids. Gene Ontology annotation, cellular component: late endosome; lysosome; phagocytic vesicle. Gene Ontology annotation, molecular function: GTP binding; GTPase activity. Gene Ontology annotation, biological process: retrograde transport, endosome to Golgi. The transcript has 2 exons. The record is from RefSeq and is a predicted model, not a curated record. Lineage: Eukaryota; Metazoa; Arthropoda; Insecta; Coleoptera; Brentidae.
CUGUGGUAUUCAUGACAAGACCGAUGGUUGCUAGAUAGAAACAAAGUUGGAUUUUGAAACACGAAAGUUACAAAUCCUAAAUAAAAUAAUUAAAUACACAUGCGGUAAACUGCAACAUAAGUGGGUCAGUACUUCCUGCCGCGUCGUUUUGUGUUUUUGCCUUACAACAUAAAGAAGAGUAUUGGGCCAAUUUUGUGUUACCUUGAAAUUUAAUAAACAAGCAUUCGGUUUAUCUGUCGUAAUUAAUGUGAUGUGAUGAACAGCGUACAAAACAAAACUUAAGUUAGCGAUAUCGUUCACAAAAUGAGAUCAGGAGCCAAAAAUACUUUGCUUAAGGUGGUCAUUUUGGGUGACGGUGGAGUAGGCAAAAGUUGCUUAAUGAACAGAUUUGUAUCGAAUCAGUUCGACGAGCAUUCCUUCCAUACUAUUGGCGUCGAAUUUCUGAACAAAGAUAUUGAAAUUGAUGGCGAAACUUACACCUUGCAGAUUUGGGACACGGCAGGACAGGAGCGUUUCAAAACUUUGAGGACUCCAUUUUACCGGGGCAGCGACAUUUGUAUGCUCACAUACGCGAUAGACGAUAAGUUGAGCUUCAAAAAUGUAGAUAUGUGGAAGAAGGAAUUCUUAUAUUAUGCCGAUGUCAAAGAAACUAGCCAUUUUCCUUUCAUAGUGGUUGGAAACAAGUCUGACGUAACCGGCGACGAACGCGAAGUGUCCCAACUCGAAAUGGAAACUUGGUGCAACGAAAACGGUAUAACUUCGUGCAUUGAAACAUCGGCAAAAAAUGCAAGCAAUGUCCACGAAGCAUUUAAAAUGGCGGUUCAGCACUGGUUACGGAUAGAAUCGCGGGCUGAUAAAAAUACCACCAUUGUUAACGAUACAGUGGAUUUGACGAAAAGGCAAAAUCAAAACAGAAAUUCCUGCUGCAUGGGAGGCACUGAUGAGCAAUAGCUACUUUCGUACAGGAAUUGAACGAUACUGGCAUUAUAGAAGAGUAAGUUUGGUUGUUAGUCUGCACAACGCGCAUUUUGUGGUAACAAAUAAGUAGAAUUCGGUCUUUUUGUGUUUAUUUCAAUUUUUACACUGUAGUGUCACGAUACAGGUAACAUAUGGUAAAACGUGUUAAAGCAGGUUGUUAUCAGAGGGCGACUUACUUAAGGCUGAAAUUGUAAUUGGAACAUUCCAAUACAAGAAUAAAGUGCCGAAUUAUCCUCCUCCGCAUUCCCAAGUAUUUUUAAUAGUAUUGUAUCCAACCUGCCUGUUUUCCAAGGUUAUAUAGUAUUAAAUUCCCUCGUUGGAUCAUCUUUAUUUAUUUUAUAACUGAUAACUGAGAUAUUAAUUUUGUUAGAUCUCAAGUGUACUCUAUACCAAAUUUUAGAGUUCCUUAAUAUUGCUUUGGCGUGCAAGCUAA